AUGAAGAAUCAACCUGGAAAGUAUCUUCAGAUGUUUCUUGAGUGUGUGGAAGAAGGAUCUGACGAGAUAAUUUUUGAAGGAGUUCACCUAAAAACUAAUCCUCAUCGAAACGAAAGAAUGAAUCAGUUGGAAGAGUUUGAGACAGACAGGCAAGCAUUCAUUGAUGCCCUGGUAAACAACAUCACAUCAAGGUUCCCCAAUGUUCAACUACUUUCUGCUUUUCAGGUAGUUAAUAUCAAUCAUUGUAAAAAAAAUAGUUUUUUAGUUCAGUAUAUUUUUAGUAUACAUAUAUAUGUAGUAUAAGGUGGACAAAAAGCCUUAGCAAGGUUAACAGCCCAAAUGUAAAUUGAAAAACGAAGUCAAAUAGAAAAACAGUUAAUCAGCUUUUAUUUAUUAUCCAGCAUCCCGUAGUAUCUAGUGUCUCAUUAUUUUAUAGAUAUUUGAUCCUUCUGCUUACCCAGAAAACCUUCAGCGACUCGCAGGAUGGGGUUAUGACCAUCUCAAAAACCUGCUCGAUUUCUAUGGCGAACCUAAGCGUUUGGAGAAUCAAGUCAUCCAGGCUUUGGUGAAAGCAGAAGCUGCGGAAGAAGAGUUCCUGUUUUUCAAACGGCUUGUUUACCAAAACAGGGGAGAAGAUCGAAACGAAAAUGAGCAGCUGAAGUUCUGUUUUUACAAACCGCAAGAAUUAUUUACUAAGCUAUUUGGUGGUGGCAAUGUAGACAACAAAAUGAUCUAUCCACGUACGUUUAUUCCAUUAGCAUCAUAUUAAAUUCCUAAAUCCUAGAAACAGUUUACUAAUACUACCAGUUGCCAUAUAAUGUGAAUACAAUGUUUGCUCUUCCCUUCUCUAGAAAUAUACAAGCUUAUGGUCUUGACCUUGACAACGAUGCCUUCAAAUGCAGAGGCUGAACGUGUAUUUAGCGUUCAGAAUAGAGUCAAAACCAAGCUGAGAACAAGGCUUGGGAUAAAUAUACUGGACGAGCUUGUGAGAGUGUCAUAUUCUAAGACAUCAGGAGAGUCCCUUGAUUUAGAUACUGCUUUAGCUAUAUUUAACGAGAAGCCACACAG
Paramuricea clavata is the source of this 1068-nucleotide messenger RNA. NCBI's taxonomy places the organism in Eukaryota, Metazoa, Cnidaria, Anthozoa, Malacalcyonacea, Plexauridae. The record is from the annotation of a GenBank genome assembly.